Molecule: messenger RNA, 2912 nt
Organism: Vigna angularis (adzuki bean)
Lineage: Eukaryota; Viridiplantae; Streptophyta; Magnoliopsida; Fabales; Fabaceae
Product: replication protein A 70 kDa DNA-binding subunit A
Exons: 6
Coding region: 884-2596 (570 amino acids)
Biological process (GO): nucleotide-excision repair; telomere maintenance via telomerase; DNA replication
Cellular component (GO): nucleus; DNA replication factor A complex
Molecular function (GO): single-stranded telomeric DNA binding; damaged DNA binding
Source: RefSeq, a predicted model, not a curated record
GAUCUACUUCGUUCUGGUUCAUUCGUUCUCUUUCUCCUUCAUUGUGAUUCACUCGUUCUCUAGUUAGCAUUGUUCUUGUUCACUCAUUCCAGGGUUGCCAUUGUUCUCGUGUACUCGUUCAGUCGUUCCAUCAUUGAAGUUGUCGUUGAGGUGGUUGUUGUAGUUGAGGUGGUUGGGUGAAGAUGUUCUUCAGCGUCACUGGUGGCCAUUGUUGAAGUUGUUUGUAAUGUGGUUUCUUUCUUUCUUGAAUCAUUCUCUUCACUUCUCUCUUUGUAUUGAAGUUUUUUUUUCACUUUGGGAGCAAAUGUUCACUUUGCGUUCCUCUUCAGCGUUCUGUACUAGCAUUUUCAAGACCAGACACGUCAACACCAACGUUUGCAGCGAUUCGCGUUUGCGGACCUGUUCUCUCCCCUACAGUCGACAACGCCUGCGGCGGACCAUCGUAUAGGGAAACGAUGGAUUUUGUGACGGUGAGGAAACUAUGAGUGGUGACUUACCUACUCUGGAAAUGAAACGAAAACAAUGGGAGGAGAAAGAGGUAGUGCAGAUUUGAGACUAUCACUUUCUACGGUGUGUCUCUGUUCUGAAGUUUCAGGAGAUGCACAGAAAAAUUAUAGACAGAAUGAAUGGUCGGAUGAAAGAGGUCAGCCCUUCAUAAAUUAAUAAAUGUACAUAUGUUAGAAUCCUAUAAAGAAGCAGGGAUUGGAUUUGAAGCUAAUGUUCAAUAACUUACCCCUUGGUUCUCUCUGUCGUUUGGCUUCUUCAAGAUGAAGUUGAUCCUAUGGUCUCUGUCAUGAAGGUUGAAGGCACAUUGGUGGUCUAGAUGCCCAGAUACAGGAAAUUAAAGAAGCAGUUGAGCUUCCAUUGACACAUCCUGAACUGUAUGAAGACAUUGGUAUCAAGCCUCCUAAGGGAGUCAUUUUAUAUGGAGAACUUGGAACUGGGAAGACAUUACUUGCAAAGGAUUAUUAUGGUUCUAAACAUGGAAACUAUAAUAGCUGAUUUUGAGAUCAUUGGGAAUCCGAAACCACCCUUGGAUUCAGAUUUACCAGGUGUGAGGGCUAUAGCAGAUAACACUGUGGAGAGUUUGGCCAGGAGUAAUAAUACUAGUAAUACUAUUAGUAACUCUGCUGCUCAAAAUGCAAGUCAUGAUAAAGCCCAGAAUUUCAGGCCAACAAUUCAACCUCCAUACCAACCGCCUCCUGUUUACAAAGGCCGUGGUGCAGUUAUGAAAAAUGAGGCGCCAGCACGCAUCAUUCCUAUAGCUGCUUUAAAUCCUUAUCAAGGUCGGUGGGCUAUCAAGGCAAGGGUAACUGCUAAAGGUGAUCUGCGCCGCUACAAUAAUGCACGUGGUGAUGGGAAAGUCUUCUCAUUUGAUCUCCUGGAUUCUGAUGGAGGUGAAAUACGAGUAACAUGCUUUAAUGCUGUUGUUGAUCGAUUCUAUAGUGUAAUUGAGGUUGGUAAAGUUUACAUGAUAUCGAAAGGUAGCUUAAAACCUGCACAGAAGAAUUUCAACCAUUUGAAGAAUGAAUGGGAAAUUUUUUUGGAAUCAACUUCAACAGUAGAGUUGUGCCCGGAUGAAGAUGAUUCUAUACCUAGACAGCAGUUCUCAUUCCGACCUAUCAGUGACAUUGAGAAUGUUGACAAUAACUCCAUCCUUGAUGUUAUUGGGGUUGUGACAUCUGUGAACCCUUCUGUUCCCAUCUUGAGGAAGAAUGGAAUGGAAACCCAGAGAAGAGUUUUGAGUCUAAAAGACACUUCUGGCAAGAGUGUUGAACUUACCCUGUGGGGAGAAUUUUGCAAUAGGGAAGGGCAACAGUUGCAAGAGAUGGUAGAUUCUGGGUUUUUCCCUAUUUUAGCUGUCAAAGCAGGGAAGGUGAAUGAUUUUAGUGGAAAGUCGAUAGGCUCUAUUUCUACCACACAGCUUUUCAUAAAUCCUGAGUUCCCUGAGGCCAAUAGCUUAAGACAAUGGUUUGAUCUAGUUGGAAAAGAUUCUGCUUCCCUUUCAAUUUCUAGGGACGUUAUUCCUGGAGGAACGAAGAAUGAGGUUCGUAAAACUGUAUCUCAAAUCAAGGAUGAAGGUUUGGGACGAUCAGACAAGCCAGACUGGAUAACAAUAAGGGCAACCAUAGCAUUCAUCAAGACUGAUACAUUUUGUUACACAGCUUGCCCUCUGAUGAUUGGAGAUCGACAAUGCAAUAAAAAGGUGACUAGGUCAGGAAACACAAGAUGGCAAUGUGAUAGAUGCAAUCAAGAAUUUGAGGAGUGUGAUUACCGAUACCUUCUCCAAGCUCAAAUUCUGGAUGGCACAGGAUUAACUUGGGUAACUGCUUUUCAGGAAGCAGGUGAAGAGAUUAUGGAGUAUUCAGCGAAAGAUCUGUACUUGUUGAAGCAUGAACAACAGGAUGAUGAGAGGUUUGCAGAAGUACUCAAGAGCCGACUCUUCAAACAGUUUAUGUUUAGGCUGAAAAUCAAAGAGGAAUUAUAUGGCGAUGAACAGAAGGUCAAGAUUACUGUAGUUAAGGUAGAUAAGGUGAAUUAUUCUUCAGAGAGUCAAUACAUGCUUGAUUCGAUUUCCAAGUUUUGUAGGAAGUGAUUGUAGCUUGGUUUCAGCUUCUUUUAGUAUUAUUGAGAACCAUGCAUAUAGUGUUAGUAUUCAAGCUUUGCAAAGAAUUAAUCAUUAGUCAUUACUGACUGAGUUACUACGUCAUUUGUAUGCCCAUUGCAGAGAUAUAGAUUUAGAUAGUAUCAAUUCGUGUUUGAAUUUCCUGUUUCUUCUUUUUUGUGUGUGGACGUGCCUUUAUAUCACGCGGGAUAUAUUCAUUGCUCCUUGUAUUACCUCAUAUGACCGUGUAAUCCCACUAUUUUCGAAUUAUUAAUCAUCAAGUAUCCUACUAUCUGAUUCAUUCUAA